GCGUGAGCCGGGGAAAGCUGCAGAGCUGCAUCAGAUAAUGCUGUUUACCCACAUGGCCUGGAGCUGCUGCUGAGGGAGGAACAGUCGAGUCCAGUCAGAAAGCCACAGAGAGGGGUGCUACAGGGAGGGAAACCAUGUCCUACCACCACCACAGGAACCCCAGCCAGAGCAGCCACCGCACCAUGAGCGCCGAGGAGAGGUGCUCCACGCCCGUCCACCACCACAAGACGUCCACGCCCACACACAAAAGCGCCUCGUCCUCCUCCUCGUGCCAGCGCGACACCCGUCAGGAGGCAGACAGCUGGGAAAUCAUUGAGGGACUGAGAAUCGGUCAGAGCAACGUCCAGAGGCCAGAUAAGCACGAGGGCUUCAUGCUGAAGAAGCGAAAAUGGCCGCUGAAAGGCUGGCACAAGCGUUUUUUUGUCCUGGACAAUGGGAUGCUGAAGUACUCCAAGUCGCCAAUUGAUAUUCAGAAAGCCAAACUGCAUGGCUGCAUUGAUGUGGGUCUGUCAGUCAUGUCCAUCAAGAAGAGGGCCCGCCGCAUUGACUUGGACACAGAGGAGCAUAUCUACCACCUCAAAGUCAAGUCUCCAGACAUCUUUGACUCCUGGGUGGUCAAGCUGCGCCACCACCGUCUCUACCGGCAGAACGAAAUUGUCCGCUCCCCCCGAGACGCCACCAUAAGGACGUUCCCUCCCCCUGCCACCACUGAGUCCCCCAUCCCACACCCCCACCCUCAGCCACCCAAACCCACCACCCUUCCAUCAUGGCAGUCCCCCCCGGUCCCUAGUAGCAGCAGCCUGCCGGCCUCCUACAGUAACGGACAGAGCAAAGUGGCCGCAUGGCUCCAGGAGUCGGAGGAGAUGGACAAGUGUACAGAGGAGCUCGCCCGCUGCCAGUCCAGCCUGGUUGAGCUGAGCAAGUUACUGCAGAGCCUGGAGAUCUUACAGAGGACCCAGUCGGCUCCUAAUUUCACUGACAUGCAGAGCAAUUGUGUAGACAUGUCAAAGAAAGACAAGCGCAUGAACAGAAGAUGGAGAACAAAAAGUGUCGGCAAAGAUGCAAAAUUGCAGCUUCAGGUCCCAUCUCUCCCUGUGAGUGCCAGCAUGUCUCCAGUCCGCCUCCACUCCUCAAACCCCAACCUGAGUGCUGAGCUGGUGGACAUCCAGACCCCUGCCUCUCGCCUGGCUCCUGACAACAUAGAGUGUGGAGGCGACUACAUCAAACUACAGGAGGACUUCUGCCUCAUCGCUCAGAAAGUCCACUCUCUGCUAAAGUCUGCGUUCAACACAGUGGCUAUAGAGAAGGAGAAGAUCAAAACUGUUUUAUCAGACCAGGAUCAGUCAUCAGGGCAGUCUGUCCAGCUCAUCACCCUCAGGAAGUCUCUGUCACAGGCCCUGUCCCAAAACGCCGAGCUUAAAACCCGACUGGGCCGCAUCCACUCUGAGUCGGUCCUGUCUGAACAAAAAGUCAGUGUGAACAUCAUUCCCAGUUCUGACGAGGCUGGUGAGCAGAUGGGAAUCCCUCUGACACAACAGACGUCCAAUGAGAGCAGGCUGUCCAUGUCAGAGUCUGUGUCCGAGUUCUUCGACGCCCAGGAAGUGCUUCUGUCUGCCAGCUCGUCGGAAAACGAGGCCUCAGACGAUGAGUCAUACGUCAGCGAUGUGAGCGAUAACAUUUCAGAGGACAAUGCCAGCGUGACCGAUAACGUCUCCAGACAAAUGCUGAACGGAGACCUGGCUGGAAGUUCCUUCCGUAACGGGCGGCGCCCGUCCCUCCCCGCCCCUUCGCCGGACUGCAGCAACAUCAACCUGUGGAACAUCCUGAGGAACAACAUAGGGAAGGACCUGUCCAAGGUGUCCAUGCCCGUGGAACUCAACGAGCCCCUCAACACCCUGCAGCACAUGUGUGAGGAGCUGGAGUACACUGAACUAUUGGACAGAGCUGCUGAUACGGAGGACCCCUACGAACGCAUGGCCAUUAUGGCAGCGUUCGUCAUCUCAGGAUACUCCUCCACGUACUACAGAGCGGGAAGCAAGCCAUUCAACCCUUUACUGGGAGAGACGUAUGAAUGUAUCCGUGAGGACAAGGGCAUGUGUUUUAUCGCUGAGCAGGUGAGCCACCAUCCACCAAUCUCAGCUUGUCACGCUGAUUCCAACAAGUUCACCUUCUGGCAAGAUGUCAGAUGGAAAAACAAAUUCUGGGGGAAAUCCAUGGAAAUCCUACCCAUUGGCACAGUCAAUGUUAUGCUUCCAAGCUUUGGUGAUCACUAUGAAUGGAACAAAGUCACCACCUGCGUGCACAACAUCCUAAGCGGCAGAAGGUGGAUCGAACACUACGGGGAGAUCACCAUUAGGAACACCAAAAGCAGUGCCUGUAUCUGCAAACUCACUUUCGUCAAGGGAAAUUACUGGAGUUCUAAUGUCAAUGAGGUUCAAGGGAUCGUGAUGGACCAAGAGGGGAAGGUAGUGCAUCGGCUGUUCGGAAAAUGGCAUGAGGGCCUUUACUGUGGAGUCCCGCCCUCUGCCAAAUGCAUCUGGAGGACAGGCGCCAUGCCCACCGAUUACGAGCUGUAUUAUGGCUUCACCAGGUUUGCCAUUGAGCUCAAUGAGCUUUGCCCGGAGAUGCAAGAUCUGCUACCACCCACAGAUGCCCGCUUCAGACCCGAUCAAAGACAUCUGGAGGAGGGCAAUGUGGAAAUGGCUGCCUCAGAGAAGCAGCGUAUCGAAGACCUGCAACGCACCAGAAGGAAGUGGCAAGAGGAGAAUGACAUAAAGCACGAGCCACGCUUCUUCAAGAAAGUGGUUGAUGCCAAUCAUAGGGAGCGCUGGGUCACUAACAACACCUACUGGGAGCUUCGCAAAUCCCCCGGCUUCAUCAACAUGGAAAACCCUAAUCUAUGGUAGCAUAUGGAUCGCUAUACAGACCAUAUCAUCACCGCUGACAGAGGCUUUUUCCUAUGCACAAUACGGUUUUCAAAUGAACGUCUCCUUGACAAGAUGACAGUGUGGAAGGAUACAAAAGACUUCAGAGCUGAGAGAUGAGUUGGACCAACCGUCACCCUGUUUGGCACUGCAGCCAACCAGUCACCCAUCCAAGUAUUCUCUUGGAUCCCCCUCAUUGAGCUUGCUGCAGAGGCUGGGUUGUCAGGGCAACAAUCUUACCACGUAGAUCUAUCCUAAGCUGUUUUGACUUCAGAGGAUGUCCUUGCCUUAAAAAGUCACCUAUCCACACCACACAUUUUAAAGCUUUUAGUGAAACCCACUUGAGUUCUGAAAGCAGUUUGAUUUAGACUAGUGUUUGGAUUAGGCUUUUGAUUACCUAUUACUGUAUGUAUCAUGCAUGCUUAGAGUGCAGCUUUCAUUGGCAUAUGCUAUAUAGACUAUAACAAAAAUAAAAUUGAAAGAAGUCUGAUAUUUUUGCAAAAUAUCGUCAACUCAAAGAAUUUAGUGAAAAUGUAACUAUUAUACAAUAUUGGUAAGAUUGCUCUUAUUUUUGGAUCAGCCUUUUGUAUUAGUUGAAUCUGUAUCAUAGCUGUAUUCUCUCUUGGGACACAUUUUUGUUUUUGCAGUUAAUUUGUUUUUGUCACUGGUAUUGAUGGACGUUGCUGUAUACUGAGAGAUUUCCUCAGCAACUCCAAAAGACAAACCCCUUGAGCGGAGACUUUUAGUUCCAGUUUGCCUGGAAGAGGACCAUCAUUACAAGACUGGCCCAACUGCUGAUGCGUAAGGACUGACCUGAGAAACAAGUUCCUUUUUGACCCUUCAUGUCACUCACCACAACUGUUAUUGCAAACCACAUGUAUAGACAUUACUUCUUUCCCUUAUACAGCUCACAUUCAAACUAGUUUUAAUAGUUUAAGGUAAAAUAAAAGUUUUUAAAAGUAA
This is a messenger RNA of Salvelinus namaycush (lake trout), 3887 nucleotides long. RefSeq names its product oxysterol-binding protein-related protein 6-like. The record is from RefSeq and is a predicted model, not a curated record. Lineage: Eukaryota; Metazoa; Chordata; Actinopteri; Salmoniformes; Salmonidae. Gene Ontology annotation, molecular function: cholesterol binding. The transcript is spliced from 22 exons. The coding region runs from base 135 to 2906 and encodes 923 amino acids. Gene Ontology annotation, cellular component: plasma membrane; cytosol; perinuclear endoplasmic reticulum.